AUGUAUCUAACGAUCAUUGUAGUGGUGAUGAUGCUGUGUAGCACCACUGUUAAAGGAGCAUCGGUUCAUUCAGUUGUGAAGCGAGAGGAUGGACCACACUGCAUCGUGAAAGGUGACCCUCACUACGAGACAUUUGAUGGUUACAAGUACACAUUCAUGGGCAACUGUACAUAUAUGCUUCUUGCUUGGUGCAACAAAAGAAAUGGUAAAGUUCAGCAGAAACUCGUCACAGUCAGUACUAAAAAUGAACACCCCAAUAAUAAUGGACACACAAGGGUUGUGACAAUUUACUGA
This is a messenger RNA of Saccoglossus kowalevskii, 294 nucleotides long. RefSeq names its product BMP-binding endothelial regulator protein-like. NCBI's taxonomy places the organism in Eukaryota, Metazoa, Hemichordata, Enteropneusta, Harrimaniidae. The record is from RefSeq and is a predicted model, not a curated record.